Molecule: messenger RNA, 1478 nt
Organism: Trichogramma pretiosum
Lineage: Eukaryota; Metazoa; Arthropoda; Insecta; Hymenoptera; Trichogrammatidae
Gene: Oscillin
Product: glucosamine-6-phosphate isomerase
Exons: 5
Coding region: 504-1328 (274 amino acids)
Biological process (GO): N-acetylneuraminate catabolic process; carbohydrate metabolic process; N-acetylglucosamine catabolic process
Cellular component (GO): cytoplasm
Molecular function (GO): identical protein binding; glucosamine-6-phosphate deaminase activity
Source: RefSeq, a predicted model, not a curated record
CGUGUCUGUAAAGGCUCGCGCGCGCGACAAUGAGGCCGAUUAGCGAUAUGCAUAACACACACGCAUAAAGUAUGCCGAUGACUAUAAAAGAAUGAAAGGAGAAGAAGAAAAAAAAACAACUCGGCAGAGUAUAUCGUGCAGCAAGUAUAAACAACCGAGCGCUACGUCGUCGAGAGUUCGGAGUCGCCGCAGGUUCCGUUCGAUGUAAUAUUAUUAUUUCGCCGCAGCUGCUCUCUCGGUGUGGGGUUUACUUUUUCACUGUCAGCUGAGAAGCAGCAGCAGCAGCAGCAACACUCCACUCGCGUAUACAUAUACGGUAUAUCGCUUGCCGGCUCGCAGGCAGACACUGAUAUUGGCGUUUUUUGCGGCAGACAAACAACAAAACAGAAGGUGUACAGUCGAGCUGCGAAGGCAGUCCAUGAGGUCCAAUAACUUGUAUAGAUAAUCAUUCGUCGUUGUCUUCUUCCUCUGCAAGCCAGAAAUUUGAAUACUCAUUUGUCAAAAUGCGUUUAAUCAUCUGUGAUGAUUCAAAUAAUGUUGCUGAGUGGUCUGCCAAGUAUGUUAUGAAAAGAAUCAAUGACUUCAAGCCAAAUGAAAAUAAAUACUUUGUCCUGGGCUUGCCUACUGGAGGUACCCCUCUUGGAAUGUAUAAAAAACUCAUAGAAUAUUAUAAAGCAGGAAAAAUAUCUUUUAAAUAUGUCAAAACAUUUAACAUGGAUGAAUAUGUCGAUCUGCCCAGAGAUCAUCCAGAGUCGUAUCAUUACUACAUGUUCAAUAACUUUUUCAAGCACAUAGACAUUGAUCCUGCAAAUGUACAUAUUCUUGAUGGUAAUGCGGUAGACUUAGAACAUGAGUGUGAUGAAUUUGAAAGAAAAAUGAAGGAAGCAGGAGGUGUUGAAUUAUUUAUUGGAGGAAUUGGACCUGAUGGCCAUAUAGCAUUUAAUGAACCUGGUUCAUCUCUGAGUUCAAGAACUCGUGUAAAAUCAUUGGCUCAAGAUACUUUGGAAGCUAAUGCACGGUUUUUUGGUAAUGAUAUCAACAAGGUGCCAAAACAGGCCCUUACUGUUGGUGUUGGCACAGUAAUGGAUGCAAAAGAAGUCAUGAUACUUAUAACUGGAUCUCACAAAGCGUUUGCUUUGUAUAAAGCUAUUGAAGAGGGUAUCAAUCAUAUGUGGACGGUAUCAGCAUUCCAGCAGCAUAAAAGAACUCUCAUUAUUUGUGAUGAAGAUGCUACUUUGGAGCUGAGAGUUAAAACUGUUAAAUAUUUCAAGACUUUAUUGGGAGUUCACAACAAACUCGUGGAAGAAGGAAACGCCUACUUGGAUUGAGAUUCCGAUUCUUUUCAUCCAAAAAGAGGAAAGAAACGACAGAGCUUAAAAUGAAAAAAAAUAUUAUUUUAUUUUAUUUUUUCAAAUGUUAUUGAAUGUUAAAAAGAAACGUAAUUUUGCAUUUUAACGAGAUUGCAAUGUUCUGCAAUA